AUGGAAAGUCUUUGCCCUGUUGAGUCCGAUAGGGCUUCUGAAGUCUCCUUCUGUUUAGAGGAUGUCACUCCUGAAUCUGUCCUCAACAGCGAAGAAACCGAGGAUCUUACGAGGAGUUUUAAGGAAGCUGUAAACGCAGAGGAAGUGAAACCCAAGCUCCAAUGUCUCAUGUCAAAUCCAGCCUUCUCUAUGGUCACCGUUCAAUGUGAAGACAGCGGGAUACACUGGGAGACAAGCUCAAGCCGGUGUUCCACACCAUGGGCAUCAGAAGCCAGCACCACCUCAGAGGUCUUCAGCAUGGAAAGUUUAUCUGCUGGAACUCCUCCUGGCAAGGUUAUCUUCAUCAUGGAUGAGGGAAAGCUACGGAGAAAGAGGGUGAGACCUUCAACAUCAGCAAAGUUUGCCCGGCAGUCAGCACAUCAUAAAAAGAGUACUGAAAAUCCCAAAGCAUCUGCUGAUAAUAUGGAGGAAUCUUUAAAGCAAGCCCUGGAAAAAGCCAAACGUCAUCUGUCCACCCACACAGAAGAAGCUGGUAAUACAGAUAGUGCUGGGAAGAAUACUGAAGACUGUACAGAAGGAAACCCUAAUGUACCAGAAAAGGACUUGGGUUCAGAAGCUAAACCACCAGACGAGAAAACAAAACUGUCCACAGCUGAGGCCUCCAACACCUUUCCAGACAAGGUAGCAGAAGACCCAACAGGUGCUGUUCCAGGUGAGCAAAGGCCAAAACUGUCUGUCUUCAGAAGUUCAUUUUCCAAUAUUAUCCCUUAUCAUGUGCCUGACAAGAUGCUCAAGCCAUCAGAAUCAAAUGGUGACUGCGAAGGUGCAGCCAUGAGCCCAAAAAAGAGUGUGCCAGAAAAGAAAACAGUGCCAGAGACAGUGAAACCACCACCACAGAGAAACACCACAAAACCAAAGGGACGUGUGCCCCAAUCAUUAGCAGAAAAUAGAACUGAAAUGAUAUCAAGUAAGCAUGAUAUUGAUAGCUACCCACCAUUUGUCCUUGUCGAAUUGAGAAGCAUUUUAGAUAAGAUAGAUAUACUAUGUAAUCCUGAAAAAGCUGCUGCUCAGAAAGAUACAAAUGACGCUCCUAACACGCAAUCAAACGUGUUUAGCAUCGUUUCAGAUGGGUCAGAAAUUUUAAACAUCUUGGCCCCGGAACUUAUAUCUUCUGUUGACCAGGAGGCAAGCCAAGAGAUGGAAGAUAAGCUAGAGUACUUGGAAGAAAACCCUUUACUUAUCCCCAAACAGCCCUGUCCUGAGGAACUGUCAUCUUCUAGUACUUAUGAGGAACCUGUCCAAAUGACAGUACAAGAAGAAACGUCUGAAAUUAUUCAGUUGGAUAAAACUGUUAAUGAUGUUGAUUACUUUGAAAAAUUUACUUUAGUUGACAGCACGGUACCCAAAGAGCCUGGCUUUCAAUGCAUAGAACAAGAAACAGUCGAAGUUAAAGGAGAACAAUACAAUUCUUCCAAUAAAAGUGAAUCAUCCUUUGAUGAUGACUCUUACCUACUGCAAAGUUUGGAUGAAUCAUUCUAUGGGGUAUCUUUGGACCAUGAUGCCACCAUAUUUCACCAAGAGCCUCCUAUAAUAGAAAAAUCUAUCUCAGAUGAAAUUAUGGGAAAAAAAGAUAAGGAAGUGAAGACAAAUGGACUAACCUUGUUUGGUGAAGAAGGAGUGUUGACUAAGUCAUUUUUUUUCCCGACAUCUUACCCUGUGAACCCGGAGCUCCUAGCAGAACCACCUGCCUUGGCUUUUCUUUAUUCAGAUCUUUAUGAAGAAGCCAGAGGAGGUAAAACAAAUAAAGAACAUGACCAAUCGGAUGCAGAAAGCACCUCUUCAGUAGAGUCUUUCCAUAGCAGAAUUUCAGAUGAUGAUGGUACAGGAAUAUAUUUUGAAAAAUUUAACCUUAAAGAUGAGAUCCCACCAGGAGAUGAAAAAUCAGAUGACGAUGAUUUCUAUAGCGAUGAAGGCAGCGAAGAGGAACAGUAUCUAAGUUACGAAGCUUUGUCGCAAGGGUCACUUGCUGAUAAAGAAAUAUCUGUAGAAGACAAAAAAUCACCAUCACUACCGAAUAGUGUAGAUCAUGUGCAAAAUGUUGCUGUGAAAAAAUCACUUGGUGAUAAACAGAAAAAGGUGAUGGAGAAUCAUUACCAACAAAGAGAGAAGAAAUUAUUGCGGGAAGAUGCGGUUCUUCUGAAUGACCGAUCAGAUUUGGUGAACGAUACAUACAAAGUACCAUCUACAGAUAUUGGUCCAAUAUCAAGGACAACAGAAUGGAAAAGGCUAGGAGAUAAGGAAACUGCAGAGGACUUAGAUUAUUUCAUUGUGUCUCCAGACGACCUCGAUGAAGAUGACGUCUCUUUAAAAGAGAUAACAUUUGAAGAUCAGGAGUCUUUGGAGCAUGAGAGUGACUUGUUUCUGGAUGCUGUACAAAUCUCACCUGAACAUGAAGAAUCUGGUUUCGAGAUGGUGGAACAUGAAACAAAAUCUGAAGAUGUAUUAGAAACCUCUAUAUCCGAGGAAAGAAAGGCCCAGCUUGAUACUUAUUGCAACAUGUGUAAAAUUCCAAUAGUUGCCUUUGAUAAGGUCUUUGGUGACCACAAGGACCAUGAUGUCACUACGUUAGACGCCGCAGUGAAUGAAAUGACGUGCUGGUUAGCAUACAGCUGGCACAUAACAACGGGAACGGGUGUGCACGGAGGGCUAGACGUGGCGGGGGGAGCUCGAGACGAUGGAUCCAAUUUCGCGUCCAGUGACGCUUCUUCCGGUCCUAGUGAGCCCAGCUAUUUCCUCAACUCGAGUUACCGCAUGACUACCAAACUGCAAUUCACUAAAUCUACAUUCUCAGAUGUCAUUAUUGAGCCAAGUUCAUUGCUCUUAUAUCCUAAACUGCGAGCAUUAGUAGACAAGACUCUGAGCCUGUCUUCUUUUGACCUAUGUGCUACACAAUCUUUGCCUGACAGUAGCUUUGGUCUUGUGGACUCCAAAGUGUCCCGACUGAUUAUGAGUAACCUGGAGUAUCAACUGGAGAAACUGCAGGAAAAAUCACUGAAAACUGAAGAUUUUGUUACUAGAGUAGAGGCGUUGUUUAAUGAUGUUGAAAAAAACUUUUCAGAAGCUGAGAAAAUGUUGACAGAGGAGAAUGAAAAAAAUGUCCAAAAAGUGAUUGACCACCACAAAAAGAAGAGGGAAGCAUCUGAGGAAGUGAAGAAGAUGAAGAUGGAUUACUUGUAUGAUCAGAUGGUCAGUUUCCAGCAGAGUGUCGAUUUAGCAAAGGAAGUUCUGGAGAAAGUCGCCAAGGAGCUCGAUGAGCAGGAUCCUGUCAUGUUGUUGAGUGUUCACAAUGAUAUUAAUAGCAGGUUACUUAAAGCAAUGGAGAAUACUGUAUCACUAGACAAGAUGCCCAGCGCAUUCUCUCUCUUUGAUCAUACUGCCGCAAAGUCUUCUAAGGCCGAUCAGAAGACAGUCAGAAACUUGCCAGUUCCUCAGACACCGAAGUUACAGCCACAAGAGCACAACUCUGCAACCAGCACUUCUAUUACUGUGUACUGGACAAUGAGUGAGGAAGACAUCAUUGACUGUUUUCAGGUCUACUGCAUGGAGGAGCCUCAAGGGAAAGCUGAUGAUAAUGGUCUGCUGGAGGAAUACAGAGUCACAGUAAAGGAAAGUCUCUGCAUAUUGGAGGACCUUGAGCCAGAUAAAAGUUACAGUGUCUGGGUUAUGGCCGUAAAUUACACCGGCUGCAGCCUGCCCAGCGACAAGUCAAUAUUCAGGACUGCUCCUUCCACCCCAGUGAUUAAAGCCGAGGAGUGUACAGUCUGCUGGGACAUGGCCGUCAUCAGGUGGAGCACCGCACAUCUACAAUCCACGGAGUCCUUUACACUAGAAUGGUGCAAACAGUGCUCUUCAGAGGGAGAAGGGCUCAGGUCUGUUGCUGGAAUCAAAGAUCAGCAGCUAAGGGUUUCACUACAACCAGGAGAGAACUAUUUCUUUUAUGUAAAAGCCACCAACACCUUUGGAUCAAGUGAACAAAGUGAAGCUGCUCUAAUAUCUACUAAAGGUACCAGAUUUCACUUACUAAGAGAUACGGCGCACCCAGCUGUGGAGUUGUCAUCUGAUGGGACUGUGAUUAGUAUUUCAGAGCAGAGUGACAUUGAUGGAAUUCCUUUAGUUCUUGGGGAGCUUCUGCCAGCUAAAGGAUACCACUACUGGGAGAUGAUGGUUACAGAAUGCAGUUCUUAUAGCGUUGGCGCAACAUUUCAUCCUUCUCCAGAAGAAUCUGCUACAACCGAGGACAGUACAUCAUGGUGUAUGCAAUGCUCCAGUUCCUCCACAAGCUAUUCUUACAGAUUCCUUCACAAGGAAACAUGGAGUGAAGUUUAUUUAACAGAGCCUCCAGUCCGGGUGGGGAUUCUCCUAGACUACAAGAAGGGGAGACUCUCUUUCUACAAUGUUCAGAAGGGGCAGCUGCUGUUCACCUUUAGGCACAAGUUUACAGAGGCCGCUCACCCAACAUUUGCCUUGGAGGGCCCUGGAGAGAUUCACCUCCAUACUGGAAUUGAACUUCCUCAGUUUGCUAAACAGAGCUAGCACCCAACCCCCAGAGGUGUUCCAAAUGCUGAAAAGUCAUAAGUCGUGUUUACUAGCCCCUGCUCAAUAGCAGAAUCACUGUGUGUGGGGGUGUUUGGGAGUAAGACACAUAAUGUUAAUAUUAGACAUGGCACACAUCAGAUUUGUAUGCCAAUGUGGUUUCUCAGGGGGUUGUUUGUAUUUUGGAUUGGUUUUUUCUCAGUUUAUGUAGAACGAGCUGUAUGUUAUCGGUAAUGGUGGUAGGUUCGGGGAGAGUAGGCGGGAUUUCUGGUCUCUGAAUAGGGAAUUGUGAGUAGUUCACUUAGCAAAGCUCUCCUGUUAUCCUAUGGAGAAGAUUAUUAACACUUAGCAAGGUUAAACUGAAAUGUGCAGACAUUCUGACAGAACUGAAACUUGUAACAAACUAGAAUAGGGGAAAAAAGAUAAGUUCUGAAUAUCUGACUUUUAACACUAUGAUGUCCUGGUAGCGCUUUAUUUUAUUCAAACAGAACUCUAAAUCCCUGCAUAGACUUGGAGGAAAGUGAAUAGAAUUUGUCUACCUGCUUCCACCACAAGAGGGCGCUCAGAUGCUUCACUUUAUGAUUGAGAUGAAUGUAUAAACCAUAUGUAACAUUAGCUGCAGACAAAGUCUAUGCAGGGAAUAUGGAUAUCUGUAUCAGAAUUACAAAGCUAUAGGUAGUUCUAAGAAAAUAAAUGUGGAACUAUUUAGACUGAAAAACAAAGUAGUGUUUAAGGGCUUUCAUUCACUAGCUAAACCUAAUGAAAACUGGAAUGUCAUGUUUUAUGAAUGGAUGGUAUUAAAUUAUAGGGGGCUAGAAAUAUAAUCCAGAGCUUUAUCAAUUACGAUAAAAUAUAUAAAUAUUUAAUGUAUGUUAUUUUGCAAUUGAAAACCAAACCUGAUAUUUUUAUAUGUUUACAACAUUUAAAAGAGAAACGUUUAUUUAAUAGAAAUUUCUUAGCGGUAAAUUUACACAUUUGUUUGAGGAAUCUCAAGAGGACAAUAUAUUUUUGAAUACUUUCUUAAGAAUUUUAUUGAACACCAUGCCGAAAACCAAUUGACCCUAUCAAAGUCAAUGGAUCUGGUUGGACUCAUACAGUAGAUCCUCCAGUUCCAUUUUUUUGUUCUUCUGCUCCAGUAAAGAAACAGAUGAAUGGAAAAACAACAGAGCCUCUGAUGCAGGUGUGAACAUACCCUUACACAUCCUGUCUGGAUUAAUGGUAGGUAAAAUAUGAACAUAGAUGUCAAUAGAGAGUUGGAUCCGCAAAAUAUCCCAAUGCCAAAAUAAAAGAAUUAGGACAGGAAGUGUUGUCAUUGGGAACUGUAGUGGAGCAUGAAAGGCAGUCAGUCUAUAACAACAAAAAUAGGUAAUAGAAAAAUAUUUUUAUAUCAAUAU
Hyla sarda is the source of this 5987-nucleotide messenger RNA. RefSeq names its product cardiomyopathy associated 5 (gene CMYA5). Lineage: Eukaryota; Metazoa; Chordata; Amphibia; Anura; Hylidae. The transcript is spliced from 18 exons. The coding region runs from base 1 to 4593 and encodes 1530 amino acids. The record is from RefSeq and is a predicted model, not a curated record. Gene Ontology annotation, molecular function: protein binding.